AUGUCUCACCGUAAGUUUGAGCAUCCCAGACAUGGAUCCCUCGGUUUCCUGCCUAAGAAGCGUGCAUCUCGCCACAGAGGAAAAGGUGGCGCUGCUCACUCUUUAAUUAUCAGAUAGCAGAUUACCUCUUCUAUUCAAGUUAAUCUGAUUUCAGACGGUGAACAAUUGCCUGAUAAAAACUCUCGCCAUGCUUGUGACGCCUCUUUGAACUUCGUAUCUUGGAGUUUCCAUUAGUGGCCUGAGGCCUCAAUCUGAUCAAGUCGUACCAAAAAAAUAAAGUCAUUCAUUGUAAUUCCGUUGUGUUUCCGCUGUGAGCUGGUACUGGUAGUCUUUCGCGAGCAGACUGGAGAUGUAGUUAGUCCUUCCACCUUUUUUUUCUCCAUGUUGUAAAACCAUUAUCAGAUGUAUCAACGUCCGUUAUCCUGCUGUUCAAGAUGUUUUUCUCAGAAUGUGUCUAAUAUUCUUUUGGAUAAACAAGUUCUGUAGCUAUUGUUCAUUGUUCUUUUGACUUCUUGAUGCAGUGAAGGCCUUCCCCAGGGAUGACCCAUCUAAGCCGCCCAAGCUUACUGCUUUCCUUGGAUACAAGGCUGGAAUGACACACAUUGUGCGAGAGGUUGAGAAGCCCGGAUCAAGUGAGUUUCAUCCAUUACCACGACCUACCAUUGCUGUUGUCUCCUCAUGCUUCCGCCUAGUGAGAUGGCAUAUUUGCACAGUAUUUCCUACAUUCUUAAUCUGCUGUUUCUCUGGAUGCUUUCUUUUCUACUUUCAAUAGCUAUUGGAAAUAUCUUGGAGGGUCUGCAUUUUUAUUUUAAUCGGUGGAUAAUUCCAUGCAGAGCUUCACAAGAAGGAAACUUGUGAGGCCGUGACAAUCAUUGAGACCCCUCCAAUGGUCAUUGUCGGUGUGGUAGCAUAUGUGAAGACGCCUCGUGGGCUUAGGACACUCAACACCGUGUGGGCUCAGCAUCUCAGUGAGGAGGUGAGGAGGAGGUUCUACAAGAACUGGUACAGAUCCAAGAAGAAGGCCUUCACCAAGUAUUCAAAGAAAUAUGAGACCGACGACGGAAAGAAAGACAUCGAGGCCCAGCUGGAGAAAAUGAAGAAAUAUGCUUCUGUCAUCCGCGUUCUUGCCCACACUCAGGUUCAGAAAAAAGAACCCCUCGUCCUCGUUCUCUCUUCUCCAUUUUUUUUAAUCUGAUAAUAAUUCCCAUAAGAUUGGCCGUUUAUUUUUGUGCUUAAUUCAGAUAAGGAAGAUGAAGGGCUUGAAGCAGAAGAAGGCCCACCUGAUGGAGAUCCAGGUCAACGGGGGGACUGUCGCAGAGAAGGUGGACUACGCCUACAGCUUCUUCGAGAAGCAGGUCCCAGUGGACGCCCUCUUCCAGAAGGAUGAGAUGAUCGACGUGAUCGGCGUCACCAAAGGAAAAGGCUACGAAGGUGUGGUGACCCGAUGGGGCGUCACCCGCCUGCCUCGGAAGACCCACCGAGGGCUGCGCAAGGUCGCCUGUAUUGGCGCGUGGCACCCUGCCAGGGUCUCCUUCACUGUCGCCCGAGCCGGGCAGAAUGGCUACCACCACCGCACCGAGCUCAACAAGAAGAUCUACAAGCUAGGCAAGUCCGGCGACGAGUCCCACACCGCCAUCACGGACUUCGACAGGUCUGACUCUCCAUCACUACCCUUCAAUCCGCUAAAUAACUAAAAUUCUCCCUACCACCCAAUGUCAUCAUAUCAUAUGAGACCAUAUCAAAUUGAUGUGUUUUAUUAUAUCUGCUGUAAGAAGUUCACCAUACCAUAUCAUAUCAUUUCAAAUUGAUUUAUUUUAUUAUAUCAGCAGUAGAAGCAACCCAAGCAAGUAGCAAGUAUAUAGUUCAUUAUAUCACAUCAAAAUUGAUGUAUUUUAUUAUAUCAGCAUUAGAAGCAGCAAGCAGCAGCAGCAAGUAUAGUUCAUCACAUCAGAUCAGAUCAGAUCAAAUUGAUGUAUUUUUGUUGUGACCUUGCAGGACUGAGAAGGAUAUCACCCCGAUGGGUGGGUUCCCCCACUACGGAGUGGUGAAGGACGACUACCUGCUGAUCAAGGGCUGCUGCGUGGGUCCAAAGAAGAGGGUGGUCACCCUCCGCCAGUCCCUCCUGAGGCAGACCUCCCGGGUUGCCCUGGAGGAGAUCAAGCUCAAGUUCAUCGACACCUCUUCCAAGUUCGGCCAUGGCCGCUUCCAGACCACCGAGGAGAAGCAGAAGUUCUACGGAAGGCUCAAGGCCUAA
Spirodela intermedia is the source of this 2254-nucleotide messenger RNA. The record is from the annotation of a GenBank genome assembly. NCBI's taxonomy places the organism in Eukaryota, Viridiplantae, Streptophyta, Magnoliopsida, Alismatales, Araceae.